AUGAGUCGGAUACAGUUCAUCGAACGAGAGCAAAAGAUUGCAGCAGAAAGACUCUUGAAGCGUAAAGGCUCCGCUCAAGUAAAAAUCGCUCUAUUGCGAUUUCCACGUAAUAAUGAGAAGUCAAGGGAGGUAGACGUCAAGCAUACCAAGAAACUUACAAAGCUAUUGGAGUCUGAAAAUGAGCAAGAUAUCUGGCAGUUCAGAAAUCGCAUUCCCGCAGUCAUUGAUCAGCAUCAGCUCGAGGAGGCUCUUGCCGCUUCGGGAAUUUCUGCCGAGCGGUUAUUGGAUACCCGUAACUGCCCAGAGCUAGAUUUCCCCACAGGCUUCCAACUGGAAUGUCUCCAUGGGCAGCACCGAAUCAAAGCGGCUGCACGCAUCAACCCCAACAGUCGCUGGACUGUGGACUUUUACCUCACAAACCUCGAUAAUGACCUAAAAAUUGCCCUUGUCGAAGAGUACUCCUUUGAAAAGCAACCAGAUGACGGAGAAAUCUACUGCAAAAUUCGACAAUACCAAAUAUCACAGGAUCUUUACUUUGAGAACCGGUGGUGGGCUCCAUUGAAAUGGGGCAUGCGACUAAGCACAUCACACAAAACGUUUGCCACAAAAUGCUAUGAGGAAGCCCUUCGCUAUCUCAAUUAUAUUGAGGAAGUUUGGACUAAAAUCCUUCCGGACGCUCAAGAGAGGGAGAAGCUAGAUAGAACCACUGUGGAAGCUGUUGAGCUUACUGCACCGGGAGCAUGCAAUACAGAUAGAGAACAUUUAUAUGGUCAACUGCGCAGUCGCAAGAUCUUCGGCGCUUUUAAUGAUCAAGAGGGCGAAGCCAUAUGGGAAAGGCUACUGUCAAUCUCCGUGGAUCGGCUGAUUCCAUCUUUUUACAGCUAUUUCGAGGAUAUCAACUAUUUGCAGGGUCCUGUAAAGUGCAUUAAGUCGCUUAUAGACUUAUCCCCGAGAGAUUCCGUAUCCACUGCCCUUCUUCGAGCGUUUAGAGAUGGGAACCAGAGAGACGGCCAAUACGUGGUUCAGAAAUCCGAGUCUAAAUUUGUUCUAAGGCAAGGAGACUCAUCAGAAGGAGAAGAUUCCACACUCCGGCAACUUUGGAUCAUGGCUAUGCGCUACUCCGGAGGGAAAUUGGACUGGAAACCUGAUAAAGCAACGUUAUGUGAGAUCGCCACUCAUGCCUACCGACUAGGAUUCAAGUCCACACUUAUCCUGAACUUCGUUCGGGAGUCUACCGAUAGACACAUCGCUCACAAAGCUCUAGUAGAGGCGCGGAGACCAGAACACUUCAAAUAUGAUGCCAGCGCAUUCGAAAACCAUAUACAGAAAAUGAUCGGUUUUUUUUCUACGGCUAAGAUACUAACGGAGAAGGAGACGAAGGAGAUUCUUGAGGUUGAAUCUCACGAUAGACCUCCCAGACGAUGUGGAAUUCCGGAGCCCAAGGAUCACAAACAAGACAGACUUUCUCUGUUUUUAGAUAAGCUUCAUCGCACUAAUGAGCAAGAAUUCCUCGAGAUAGGAUCUUUCUUUAUCCGACGGUCUGUGUACUUUGCAUUUUUUGGUAGAUCUCUUGCUACUACUAAUUGUAGCACCACUUCAGAGCAGACACGAGCUCCUGAAUCGGAUAUGCAUGAGAUUGGAACUGAUGGAGAAGUACCACUAGUGUUUGAACAACAGCGUACGAAGCUGGCAGAACAGGAAAAUGAAAGCCAGGGGCUAGCUGAGAGAGACCUGUCCCGGCUGAUGGAAAAAAGGUCGGUUGAGGAAAAUCGGCUUGCUCAACUAGCUGAGCAAAGGCAGACCAAGGAAGUCGAACUUGCUCAAUUGACCACCCAAUGGGAAGCCAAGGAAUUUAGACUUGCUCAAAUAGCUGUUCAAAGGCAGUCUGAGGAAGCUAGGCUUGCUCAACUAGUCAAGGAAAGGGAAACUGAAGAACUCUUGAUUGCUCAACUAGUGGAGAAAAGGCAAACCGAAGAAGCUUUACUUGCUCAGAUAGUUCAAGAAAGGCAUAUAGAGAUGCAAAAGAAGACGACAGAACGAGAAUAUCAGCAGCACGUUGGAGAGGAAGGGCGAAUACAAAUGGAGCAAGACCUAUUCGAGGACGACAUCGAAAUUGAUUUGGGCGAAGACAUAGAGCCUAUAGAUGAAGAGCAAACACAAGCGGAGGAGGAAAACGCUCGAAGGCAUGCUGAAGGAAUACGGGAACAAAAACAAGCCGAGGAAGUGGAGAGGCAGAGACAGGCUGAAGAAAAGAGACAGGCUGAAGAAAAGAGACAGGCUGAAGAAAAGAGGCAAGCUGAAGAAAAGAGGCAAGCUGAAGAAAAGAGGCAGGCUGAGGAACUGGAGAGGCAGAGACAGGCUGAGGAGUUGGAGAAACAGAAACAGGCCGAGCAAAAGAGACGAAGUCAAACAGAGAAAGAACAAUCCGAAAGAAAUGACAGUCGAAACUCAAACAUGAGUAAAGCUCAGAAACAUGUUGAAGAUAUGCAGCCAGAGAGAGUUACUACUUCUAGCGCAAAAAAUCCAGGUGGAAAUAACCGAGUAAAAAAGAAGAAUAAGCCCCCUAGAGGUAUAGGUACGACACGGAGGGAACGAGAAAGUAAACGGGUCACCCAACUUGAUCUAAGGGGAGCCGCGAAACCUAUAACUGAUACUGAACCAGAAAAAGAUAUCCCUAACUCCACUGAGCAACAUUCCAAUCGAGAUAUAGACGCCCAGAAGGUCACUAUUACCUUUCAGAUCUAUGAAAAAAAGGCUUGGCGAAUAGAACGCAGCAUCUUAGUCGAUCCCCGUGAGAGGAGUGAGAUCAAUGAGGUAGAACGGCUAGCGAUAAAGUACAUGAGAAAAUUUGACGGCAUGACGAUAUACGAUAGAAAUUUCCGUAAGUUAGAUCCUCGCACAUGUUUUGAGGACGUUACAGCAGACGGUACAAACACUAUAUGUCUGGUUCCGGGAUCAGAAAGUGAUUACAUUGGAUCUGCAGAUGUUCCUGAAUUGCAAAUUGAACCGCAAGCAGUAUUAGCAGCUGGCCGACCCAAAGCGGCAUCUAAUGCGCAGGAAGGAGAAUACAAACGUAGAAAGGUUAUUCCUGAGUUAAGCCCCGAACUUGAUGAGCUAAAAUAA
This is a messenger RNA of Periconia digitata, 3123 nucleotides long. The record is from the annotation of a GenBank genome assembly. Lineage: Eukaryota; Fungi; Ascomycota; Dothideomycetes; Pleosporales; Periconiaceae.